UCCCCCUGUCGGAGAACAGCGGCAUCUGGGAGGGAGGGGAAAAGAAACAAGCCGAGAGAACACGGAGGGGAGGAGAGAGGGAAAAAAGACAGGAGCGCAGCAGCGACGAGGACGUGAACACACUGGAGAGGAGGACGCUGCUGCUUCAGUGAUUGGAUGAAGACAGAACCACUGACUACCAGUAUGGACGCGCUCCAUCCUGGAGUUUCCCACAAUCCUUAGUUCUCUGAUCUGCAGCUGAGUCUACUGAACCCCGAACCGUGACCAGCGCCGGUCUAUGACUGACCUCCUGUCAGGUGAUCUGACUUGUGCCACGAUGAUGUCAGUAGAUGUGACCAAUCGUAACGGCCCCGCUGCCACACCUCCCACCUCACUCAGUCUCCGCUCCUCACACAAUCAGCUACUCAGCAGCGAUGUCAUCAAACAGGGCUCCGCCACGCCUCCCAAGUGUCGCAAAAAGUAUGCACUCACCAGUAUCCAGGCCGCCAUGGGCCUCGGAGAAGCAGUGCCAUCUUCUCCGUCGCCGUCAUCAUCCCCAUCGCAGUCCUCAACCCCCAACAAUCCCAAACUAGCCAAGAACGGGGUCAACCAGCUCCGUAAAGCCGGUCAGGACCACAACAAAAACACAACCGGGCCUGAUCAGAUAGAUCUAGAGUGUAACUCAGAGACUAUAGCGGAUGACCUCAAUGUCAACACGGCAGAGGAACAAGAAAGUCACACUCUGACCAAUAACGACCGAGAGGAUGAUGUCAUUAAGUUAGAUGUCGAGCCAAUCAACACCGACGCAGAGCCCGAGCAGAACACAGAAUCAGACGCAGACUGUAACAUUAACACGACUGUGGAGCUCAAACUGAACGGCAACACGACUGAUCUGGGCUUUGAUUUGAACAUCAAGGCGGAGGAGAGCGACGACAUCAGCAUCCUGUCUGAAAAGGAAAUGAUGUCAAAGAUGAAGAUCAAAGAAGACGGAGACGAGGUGGCGGUGGAGGAGGAGGACGAGGAGCAGGAGGAUGAGGAGAAAAAGCCUCUGCUGAUGAAAACGAGCCAGUCUCCCGUGAAGAGCCGCAAAGUUUCCACAGGCCUGGAGCUCAUCUCCGACCUCCACUCCAACAUCAAGCUCAUCAAAUCGGGCAAGGACUCUCCGGUGCCUCCCCCUCCCUCCCCGCCACGGCAAGCUAGCCCGGAGGACACCCCCUUGCUCUCUGUGGCUUCCUGCUCCUCCUCUUCCUCCUCCUCCUCUCCAGAGACGAAGAAGGACAGGAGGACCGGCGCAAAGACAGACUGUGCUUUGAACCGCAUCCAGAAUCUGAACCCCAGUGACGAGGAGUUGAGUUGGACCACCCUGUCCCAGGAGAGCAACUCCCCAGAGGAGACAGAUAUCUGGAGUGAGCAGUCAUUCCAGACAGACCCUGACCUGCCUCCAGGAUGGAAGAAGAUCACAGACAUGGCCGGUAUCUACUACUGGCACAUCCCUACAGGCACCACCCAGUGGGAGAGGCCCGCCACCCGUCAAGCGCCCCCUGGUCAGACGGAGGAGUCCCAGGCCCUAGUUGACCACACCACGGCCUCAGCACCACGUAAACACUCCCUGGGCUCGCUCAGUCCCUCGCCCACUCCUGACCACGAGUCGUGCCAGGCAGAGGUCUUCUUUAGGGCGUCAACUCGCUCAGGCAGCACCACCUCCGACAGUUCAGUGGAGCCUCUCUCCACUCAUGAACCCACCCUCCCCACAUGUGGAUUUGUCAACAGCUGCUACUUUCCUCGUUCCGCAUCUCUGCAGGGGGUGCCUGAUCCAGAGUGUCGCUCUCAUCUUGAAGAUGAAGACAAGAAACAGGUGUGGAGUGAUUUUGGCGGAAAGAUUGAUAGUGAGGUGUGGAAGGACCUGCAGGCAGCCACGGUGAACCCUGACCCCAGUCUGAAGGAGUUUGAGGGUGCUACACUUCGCUACGCAUCACUUAAACUAAGGAACCGUCCAGCAGCAGAAGAAGAGGAGUCUAGCAGUGUCAACAGUGAUCCAGAAGCAAAGUGUUUUGCAGUGCGCUCUCUGGGAUGGGUGGAGAUGGCUGAGGAGGACUUGGCUCCUGGAAAGAGCAGCGUCGCCGUUAACAACUGCAUCCGACAGCUGUCCUACUGCAAGAAUGACAUCCGAGACACUGUCGGCAUCUGGGGGGAGGGGAAAGACAUGUAUCUGGUGCUGGAAAAUAAUAUGCUGAACCUUGUCGACCCCAUGGACCGCAGCGUGCUUCACUCUCAGCCAAUUGCAAGUAUCCGGGUCUGGGGCGUUGGCCGGGACAAUGGAAGGGACUUUGCAUAUGUGGCGAGGGAUAAAAACACCAGGAUCCUGAAAUGUCAUGUGUUCCGCUGUGACACGCCAGCCAAAGCCAUCGCCACCAGCCUGCAUGAGAUCUGCUCCCGGAUAAUGACAGAGAGAAAGAAUGCCAAAGCGAUGGCAGGAGGCUCUCUCCAGGACAGGAUGCAGGCAGGACUAGACCUCCCUUUACAAGCAGAGUUCCCCACACCAAAGACAGAGCUGGUUCAGAAGUUUCAGGUGCUCUACCUUGGGAUGAUGCCUGUGGCCAGACCAAUAGGUAUGGACAUACUGAACGGAGCUAUAGACAGUCUAAUCGGCUCUUCCAACAAAGAGGACUGGACUCCAGUAGCUCUCAAUGUGGCAGAUGCUACUGUCACUAUCAGCAAAGACAAGGACGAAGAGGAAGUGCUGGUGGAGUGUCGUGUUCGUUUCUUGUCUUUCAUGGGUGUGGGACGUGACGUGCACACGUUCGCCUUCAUCAUGGACGCGGGCGGGCAUCGUUUCGACUGUCACGUCUUCUGGUGCGAGCCCAACGCCGGGAGCGUGUCCGAGGCCGUGCAGGCAGCUUGUAUGCUGCGGUACCAGAAGUGUUUGGUCGCACGCCCCCCCUCCCAGAAGGCCUGCGGCUCGUCGCCCCCUGGUGACUCAGUGUCCCGUCGGGUCUCGACCAGCGUGAAGCGAGGCGUCCUGUCUCUCAUCGACACCCUCAAACAGAAGAGACCUGUCACCGAGUUACCACAGUAACCAACGGUGAAGCACUACCAACCCCCCGCACCUCCACAGUCACCAUGGUAACUAGUCGCAUCGCUGCCAAAAAACCCCAGUCGCCGCCACCACAGACCCUAGUAACCACUGACACACACAGCAAAAUCCCAAGGGGUUUUUUUGUGUUUUUUGUCACGAUUCCUUCGCUUUUUCUGGAGCUAAUUGGAGAUCACACACCUCAAGAGUUGUAUCAGCUCUCGAGCAGCAAUUCAAAGACUAACCGAACAUCGAGAAGGAACAACCGCAGGAAACCUGGCGUCGAUGUACAUAGAAGUAACUCCAGUGCAGAGAAGGAGUGACGGAAAAAGAGAGCAAAAACCGAAGAAGAAGUAGGAAGCUGCCCCCAAACUGCUGAUCUCUCCACGCUCUUAUUGUAUUUGUGUCUGUGCCUGUGCUGCCAGCAUGACCUCGCUCACCGGGCCAUACUCCCCUGUCAUUCACCUGAUUGUCCUGUUAGUCUGUAGUGGCUUCACCCUCUGUCCCUCUUUCUCCUUAUCCUCAUAAAUGUGAGUAGGUAAAAAGGAAGGAAGGAAUCACGAGAGCUGCUGCGGACUAAAGAGAUCUGGCCCACACACACUCACCUGUUCACCUGAUCCUGCAUGAACUUUUUAUAGAGAAGUGAAUCAUUCUAGACGAUAUCAAUACACUGCUGCUGCUUUCAGAGACUGAAGGGGUGAGAAAUCAGAAGCCACAUUGUUUAUCCAGCUCUUUGUUUGUCGUCAGCUGUGCAAGAAUCAGUCUGGAGUGUCAAAACGAGCGGUGACCUUUCACCCGAAAACAUCCCACGUAUGCUUUCCAUUUACUUUUUUUUUUUUUCUUCUGUUAUCCCUCGGAAAAUGACAGAUGAUAGCCAUAAAUGGAGGAAGAGAAGAGACGCAGGGAUGGACAGUGUUACCCCCCCUCCCCCGUUUCCUCUGUUCCCCUCUGCUUUCUGGUAAAACAGACUGCUGCUCCACUCGCAGGAGACGUCAGCAUGUUUCUGCUGCUGCUGCUGCUGCUCUUUGAUACACAUGCUGGAGGAAAUUUGACUUUAAAUCCCACCUCAGUAUCAGUCCUCAGAGACUUCAUGUCCACUAAUAAAAGGGGACUGGCGGCGUACGAGACGAAGAAGAAGAAAGGAGGAAGACUUGAGGAAUGUGUUUUUAUACCUGGGGUGUGGUUGAGAUGAUUUUGUCUGAACUGUGAGGAGGUGAGAAGAAGAGAGUGCGAUUUUAUCUCCAGCCUCGACUGUUUUGAGAGGAAAGCCAACAGAGAGACACUCGAAACAACAGGACUUUCCUGGGCUGCUAUCUAUCUGUCUCCAGGGUUCUGUUCACUUGAAUGCGCCUUCUGUGUUUCUUUCUUACUCAACUGUACAUCUGCUUUCAUCAGUGCCACAAGAUCACAUGCUUUUUGCUGGGUUUUUUUGAGUGUUUUUUUUUUCUCGCACAAAUCUCAGUUAUUCACUCCUGGCUCCUCUUUAUCAUAUAUCUGACAAGCUUGGGUGUAUGGUGAUGACUGGUGAGGUUCUCAGACAUUUCUGUUGGAUGUAGAUGCUGAACAUGUGACUGUUUGCUAGAUCUCACCUGUCAAGCUUUGGAUUUCUCCUCAUGAAGAAACAGAGCAGAUAGGGCUGUAGAAAGAGAAACUGUUUGGAUGGUGAUUUCUUUUUGUUGUCAUCUUUCCAAAAGCCAAAAUUAUCUAUAAAGUAAAUGUCAAACACCAUGCCUGGCUAAUAAUAAUAAUUAAUUUAGCAUUAUUUCCAAAGGCAGGGAGCAUGUAAUCAGGUAGAAACACUUGCUGUUAUUCUGGAGGCAUUUCCUGAAUCCUCAAAGACUUCUUUAACCAUCUGGAUGGGUAAAGAAAACUUAUUAACCUGUUUAUGAAUCAGAACAAAGAUGGCUGCCAGCCAGCUAACUGGACAGAGAGAGAGAGAUUCUCAGCUUGAGGAAUUGAUUAAAAAUCUUUUUAUCAAUCAGCAGAAGUAGGAGUCAGCACAGUGUGUUGUUAAAACACCCUGUGGGUUAAUUAUCUCAACCUGGAUGUAAAACCUAAAUCUUCCCACUGUGUUGUCUUCCAAGGAUUAUGUUAGAAAGAAGUCAUAAUACUGUACUGUACUUUUCAUGGUGCGUUCCAGUUGUAUUUGGAAGUCUGAAUUUCAGAGUUUCUAGUCUGAAGUUUCAACUGGAACGUCAGAUUUCCAACUUGGAAAGUCAGAGAAACCCCACUCACCCUGACAUAAGAAAUCAAGAUGGCUCCUACUCGCAUCAAUAGAAGUGAAUACUCUAAUUUUACUGUUUAUAGCAGUUCUUUUUUGUUUCACAUUAAGUCAGUCAUACACAUAGUUCUGUUUAGUUUUUAUCAAUGGACAUGUUCCUGCCCUGUUUGCAUGUGCAAAAUAGUGCUGCUUUUUGUUUACGUCUGUGUGAAAAAAAAAGAACCUUUAUUUCAUGACUGAGAAUUUCAUUGUAAUCUCCGUUGUGUGUUGUGUGAGGAAGGUAAAGCUCCACAGCAGGGACAGGACUUAGUGAACGGUCAGAUCGUCUCAGCUGAAGGUUUGUCUCGCUUUGACAUCUGUUCAUAUUAAACUCUACAUUUAAAGGACGGAACCAGGAGUGAAAUUGAGAUUUAGUUGAGAAAACUCAGCCACAUCACCUUCUUUUGUCACGAGGAUGUUGAAAUGUGAAUGAGAUGACUUAAAUCUGUCGUGUAUAUAAUUUCAUUUAAUGUAAUAUUUGGCAUUAAUCAUUGUUAUAAGCUAUCUUUUCAUUGUUUUUGAAUGUCUUUUAGUUUUCUAUGAUUUUCUCGAAAUGAAAUGCCUUUUUUGAGAACUCACCAAAUGGCCAAAGUGUAAAAUACUGAUAUACAUUGUUGUAGAUAAGAAUAAUAACGAGAGCAAAUAAUGGAAAACAGGAGAGGCGAUUUGGAAAUUUUCACAGUUGUCAAUUAAGUUGAUACUGAAUUUAACUGAGCAAUUAUCUAUGCAUUCUUUUGAUCUCGAGAAAUGGAAAGUCGUAAAAAGCCUUGCAUGCCCUUGGGAUGGUUGAAAGAGCGACUGUAUGUACUGAACAGAAAUAUUUUUUAUUUUAUUUAUUCUAUUUUAUAAAGGUAUAUACUGAUUUUAUUAGUUGGGGCAAGUAAAAGUCUCUUGACUCAGUGUCAUUGUCUCAGUCCCUGGUUAAACUCACAAUGCUACAACAACAAGCUCCGCUUUGCAGAAAAAAGGCAGAUAAAGGAAUAUAUCUUCACCCUGUACAGUGCCCUGAGAGCUGGAGGUCCACUGCUGGUCUGAGGAGGAGGAGGAGGAGGAUGGUAACAGCAGUGGACUCCCAGUGUCUCUGUCAAGCUCACACACAUAAACAACAACAACAAACAAACACACACACUCCAUUUUCCCACAGAUGGAUGUGUCAGCUUCCGUUUGCUGCUCACUGAUUUGUACACUUUAUCAAUGUAACCAAUUGUGAGAAUAAACAGCAUUAUAAAAUACA
Molecule: messenger RNA, 6546 nt
Organism: Lates calcarifer (barramundi perch)
Lineage: Eukaryota; Metazoa; Chordata; Actinopteri; Centropomidae
Gene: apbb2b
Product: amyloid beta (A4) precursor protein-binding, family B, member 2b
Exons: 18
Coding region: 278-3055 (925 amino acids)
Biological process (GO): regulation of DNA-templated transcription
Cellular component (GO): cytoplasm; nucleus
Molecular function (GO): amyloid-beta binding; transcription factor binding
Source: RefSeq, a predicted model, not a curated record